Messenger RNA from Raphanus sativus (radish), 531 nucleotides. RefSeq names its product cysteine proteinase inhibitor 4. NCBI's taxonomy places the organism in Eukaryota, Viridiplantae, Streptophyta, Magnoliopsida, Brassicales, Brassicaceae. The record is from RefSeq and is a predicted model, not a curated record. Gene Ontology annotation, molecular function: cysteine-type endopeptidase inhibitor activity. The coding region runs from base 78 to 413 and encodes 111 amino acids. The transcript has a single exon.
UAUAAAACCCACAACACCAUUAAGACUUGAGAAAGACAAAAAAAAACAAGAGAUAAAGAACAAAAACAAAAACAAAAAUGAUGAAGUAUUUGAUCUGUCUCUCUCUUAUCCUCCUCCCUCUCCUCUCCGUCGUGGAAGGUAAUCUCGGUGGCUGGCAGCCGAUCAAAGAUUUAUCGGAUCCGAACAUCCAAGCGGUCGCCAAGUUUGCGGUUGACGAGCAUAACAAGCAAACUACGUCGAGUCUUGUGCUCGUGAAGAUCGUCGAGGGAAAGCAGCAAGUGGUUGCCGGGAUGAUUUACAGUCUGACCAUCGCUGCAAAGAAUGGUGGUGCUGGGACAAAGAACUACGAGGCUGUCGUUGUUGAAAGGGUGAGUGAUCAUUACAAGGGUCUGCAGUCAUUCAAGGCCUUAUAGAUCUAAGUUUUACUUUUUGUAAAAACGCAAUAUUGAUCAUACAUUAUUCUAAUAUUUAUAAGUUUUAAUAAUUUGAGAUUAUAUGUCUUUUUUUGGAAUAAAAACUAAAUUAUAGCUA